CAAGCUCUAUCAUAGUAACUUCAAAAAAUUCUUAGUAUGGCCCUCGAGAUCGCAGGGAAGACCGCCCUUGUCACCGGCGGAGCGUCAGGAAUCUGCCGCGAAUUCGUCAAGAAACUGGUAGCUGGAGGCUGCAAUGUGACUAUUGCUGAUUUAAACUCUGGUCCAGAAGAUAAUGGAGCCGGUGAGACUGCCCAAACAUCACAAAGUCCUGGCCAGACCAUGUUUGUGCAGACCGACGUUACAAACUGGGACGAGUUGCAGAAUGCAUUCGACAAGACAAUCGAGCGGUUCGGGCGUCUGGAUAUAGUUUGUCCUGGAGCUGGUGUAUUCGAACCACCAUUCUCAAACUUCUGGCACUUCAACAAAGGAACCGACACAAACGCAUCAUCCAGCUUUAAGACACUUGAUAUCAACGUCACCCACCCCAUCCGCGCCACCCAGCUCGCCAUCGACGCAUUCCAGCGCCAAAAGCUGAACCACGGUGUUGUCGUCCACGUCUCCUCCGUUGCAGCACAAGCCGCCGUUCUGCCCGCCCCGAUAUACGCAGCAAGCAAACACGCCGUCUCAGGCUUCGUGCGCUCCCUCGCAGACCUCGAACGCAGUCUCAAUAUCCGCGUCAAUGCCGUUGCGCCAGGGCGCGUCAAGACACCACUAUGGACGGCUGACAAGCUAGAAUGGGUAGACGAGGAUGCGGAGCCCUGGGUGACUACUGAGAAAGUAGCGCAGACGAUGCUGGAUCUUGUGACGAAGCCGGAGCACGUUGGUGGAACGGUGCUGGAGGUUGGUGUCGAUGUGGUUCGGUCUGUUCAGGAGCUGAAUGAUCCUGGCCCCCAGGGGCGUGGGCAUGCGGCGACGAAUGUUGCUGCGGCUGUGAAGAACGUCUAUGGGCUUAUCGAGGAGAACUUUGGGGUUUGAUGUGUUUCAGCUACGUAGGGAACUUGUCUAUUUCUUGUUUAAUGGUCUCCUAUCAGAUCCGAUUUCUCACACCCAUGUUUACAUAGAGGGCUGCACUUUCCUGUUGUACCUGUCCCUAUCGUCCCUUCCAUCGUGGAAGUGAUUCAACUCGUUCUCAAAGGCAACAGAAAUCGGUAUAGCUCCUUCUAAUUCUGGAUCGCGCCUUCCCGGGCAUUGAUUUAAGCUUAAAUUCACCGUCUGGGAAGGUACAGUCAGCGCCAGGCGGAAGUGCUCCUUCCGGUAGAACCUCUGCACACGGCGUCAAUAGCCGGGCCUACGAGGUAUUAAAAUC
Aspergillus versicolor CBS 583.65 is the source of this 1246-nucleotide messenger RNA. RefSeq lists its product as uncharacterized. The transcript is spliced from 2 exons. Bases 37 to 915 code for a protein of 292 amino acids. NCBI's taxonomy places the organism in Eukaryota, Fungi, Ascomycota, Eurotiomycetes, Eurotiales, Aspergillaceae. The record is from RefSeq and is a predicted model, not a curated record. Gene Ontology annotation, cellular component: cytoplasm. Gene Ontology annotation, molecular function: oxidoreductase activity, acting on the CH-OH group of donors, NAD or NADP as acceptor.